Molecule: messenger RNA, 1155 nt
Organism: Plasmodium vivax (malaria parasite P. vivax)
Lineage: Eukaryota; Apicomplexa; Aconoidasida; Haemosporida; Plasmodiidae
Product: merozoite surface protein 7 (MSP7), putative
Exons: 1
Coding region: 1-1155 (384 amino acids)
Source: RefSeq, a predicted model, not a curated record
AUGAAGAAAAAAAUUGUACUCUUCGGUUCCCUCUUUGUGCUGCUUUCGUGCAGCACCGUGUCGUCUGAAAAGUUAGGCAUCCAGAAGAAGAAAAAAAAUCUGGAGCAGGACGCGACGCACGCGUUGAUGAAGAAGUUGGAGAGUUUGUAUAAACUCAGCGCGACGGAUAACAGCGAAAUUUUUAACAAAGAAAUUGAGUCGUUGAAAAAGCAGAUUGAUCAGUUGCACCAACAUGGUGGGGAAAACGAAGGGGAGAGUUUAGGCCACCUUCUAGAAAGCGAGGCCGCCAACGAGUCAACCAAGAAGACCAUUUUCGGCGUGGACGAAGACGAUCUGGAUAACUACGAUGGGGACUUCACCGGGCAGAGCAAGGGCAAAUUUAAGGGCCACUCAUUUAAGGCUCAAAAGAAAGUCGAGGGAAAUGAUGAAAAUAUUGGCGGUGUGCCCGUCACAGGUAAUUCAGCUAGCAACAGCCAGUCCACAGGAGGUUCGGGUUCCCAGAAUGCUUCUCCACCCCAAGGUAGUCCCAGUGAUAGUGCACAAGGAUCACAAGUCACAAACAGCACAGGAAGCACAGUAACUUUAAAUGCACCAAGUUCGAGUCACUCCACAGGUCAACCACAACAAAGCGCUGGAGUUUCACUCCCCACAGGGACUGCUGAAACAGUCGCCUCAAAUACAGCACAGACUUCCCCCCCAGCGGGAUCACCAGGAGGUCAGGCCGCCACCUCAGGACAACCCGAAAGUGGACGCGUCCCGAAUGUAAAGUACCUGGACAAGCUUUACGACGAAGUGCUUAAAACGACGGACGCAAAGGACGAAAUUCACGUCCCCCCCUUCCACAGCAAAUAUAACGAUUUUCGAAAGAAGUACGAAUUUACGAUGAACGAGAGGGAGUACCAGAUUGUAAAAAACCUGUUUGACGCCUUCUUCAAGAAGGAUGGUAACCCCAGCCCUGCUGACGCAGUCAGCUUUUUUAAAAAGAUGUUGAAUGAUCCAAAUGUACAGAAAGAAUUUGACAACUUUGUGCAUGGCCUGUACGGAUUUGCAAAACGCCACAAUUAUUUGAGGGGCGAGAGGAUGACGGAUACGAAACUAUACGAUGAGCUGCUGAAAAAUGUCGUAAAUUUGCUGAACACGAUUGAAGUAAAGUAA